Molecule: messenger RNA, 261 nt
Organism: Phycomyces blakesleeanus NRRL 1555(-)
Lineage: Eukaryota; Fungi; Mucoromycota; Mucoromycetes; Mucorales; Phycomycetaceae
Exons: 3
Biological process (GO): C-terminal protein lipidation; nucleophagy; autophagosome assembly
Cellular component (GO): phagophore assembly site membrane; Atg12-Atg5-Atg16 complex; cytoplasm
Source: RefSeq, a predicted model, not a curated record
GUUAUUGUGCGAUUCAGGGCGAUAGGAAAUGCACCUAUCUUGAAACAGAGUUUUUAUAAAAUAACAGCGUCAAAUAAAUUUCAGACUGUGAUUCAGUUCCUUCGCAAAGAACUCAAGUAUCAGGGAUCAGAUCCUCUUUUUCUCUAUAUAAACAGCGCAUUUUCUCCUUCUCCAGAUGCUACCGUUGCAACGCUGCACAAGUGCUUCAAUACGGACGGCCAUCUUAUAAUCAAUUACUGUACAACCGCUGCGUGGGGAUAA